CAACAGCAUCACGUUUCUGUGUGAAAAGAAGAGACUCUUUCUCUCUUCUAUCUAGUUCUCUUUCUACCUAGGUUUUGGUUUUGGAUUACUGUCUAUCACUGUUAUCUUCAGAAUCUAUUAAACCCUAGUAGAGAAAACUCAUUUUAUACUCUGUUCUAGGGUUCUAUAUUACUUCUAGUUAAUGUUUGGCACAACUUCAAAAAAACAGCAGGGUAAAAAAAUCAUGGCAUCUUCUUCAUCUGCAAUAACAAAUAUCUGUGUAUUGGUAGGGUUAGGUAUAGCUGGAAUUCUAUUAAUGACUAGAAAACUUAAAAAAGUUAUCAAAGAAGAUUUUGGGGCUUUUGUUGUUAGGUUACAGCUUUUACCUCCUCCUCCACCUGCACCUCCUAAAGCUCCUCAUCCUUUGUCUGGUCUUACUUUUGCUGUCUCAGACAUUUUUGAUAUAGAUGGAUAUGUUACUGGAUUCGGGAAUCCAGAAUGGGAAAAGACACAUGAACCUGCUUCUCGAACCGCACCUGUGGUUUCGUCUGCUGUUGAAGGUGGCGCCACUUGUGUUGGAAAAACCGUUGUGGAUGAAUUGGCGUAUAGUAUCAAUGGAGAUAACAAACAUUAUGGAGAGCCGACCAAUCCCGUAGCUCCCACACGCAUAUCAGGAGGAUCUUCAAGUGGAUCUGCUGUAGCAGUUGCUGCUAAUCUGGUUGAUUUUUCUCUGGGUAUUGAUGCAAUUGGUGGUGUGAGAGUACCUGCUGCAUUCUGUGGUGUACUUGGAUUUCGUCCUUCUUAUGGGGCUCUUUCUAACAUGGGGACUAUUCCUGUUUCACCAAGUCUAGACACUGUGGGAUGGUUUGCCAGGGAUCCUGGCAUGCUUCGUCGAGUGGGUCACGUGCUGCUGCAACUAUCGUACGCGGAUACACGUUCACCUAGAAAUAUUGUAAUUGCUGAUGAUUGUUUUGAGCUGUUAAAGAUCCCCGUGAACCGAAUUGCGCAAGUGGUGAUUAAAUCCAGUGAGAAGCUGUUUGGAAAACAAGUAUUGAAGCAUGCAAACCUUGAUGACUACUUGGGUUCCAAAGUACCGAGUCUGAAACAAUUCAAUGAGAGGAGCAAAAAUGGCGAAGUGAAAACCUCUUCACUGGGAUCACUUGCAAAUGCUAUGCUCCUUCUUCAGAGGCAUGAGUUCAAAUAUAAUCACGGGGAAUGGAUCAACUCGACGAAGUCUGUCUUGGAUUCUUCAAUAACAAGACAACUACAAGAACUGGGAGAGGCCACAGAUGCAAAGGUUGAUAAUUGCCAAUUAGUUUGGAAUGAAACACGCUCAGCUCUUCACAGUCUUCUGAAGGAUGACGGGAUACUUGUAAUUCCUACUGUAGCUGACCUUCCUCCAAAAGCUGGUGCAAAGGAGGCUGUAUUAGAGGACUAUCAAAGGCGUGCUUCUAGUUUGUUGAGUAUAGCUACCAUGUCCGGUUGUUGUCAGGUUUCCAUACCACUGGGACUUCAUGAAAAGUGUCCUGUCUCAGUGUCCUUCGUAGCACGCCAUGGUGCCGAUCGCUUCUUGCUAGACACUGUGCAAACUAUGUAUGCAACCCUUCAGGAGCAAGCUGAUAUUGCUGUUAAGUCAGGCUCGUCAAAUAGUGUUCUCAGCCAGGAAGAAUCUGCUGAGAUUGCCAAAGAAAAGGGUAACAAUUCAUUCAAAGAUAAACAAUGGCAGAAAGCUAUUGGCUUCUACACUGAAGCGAUCAAACUAAAUGGAAAGAAUGCAGCAUACUAUAGUAAUAGGGCUGCAGCAUAUCUGGAACUGGGAAGCUACCUCCAGGCAGAGGCUGAUUGUACUAAAGCCAUCAGUCUUGACAAAAAGCAUGUGAAGUCCUAUCUGCGGCGAGGAACAGCAAGGGAGAUGCUUGGUUUUUACAAAGAGGCUGUUGAAGAUUUUGGAUAUGCACUUGUUUUAGAACCAACAAAUAAGAGAGCUUCCCUUUCAGCUGAUAGAUUAAGAAAGUUGUUUCUAUAAGCUUCCUUUCUUUUGAUAAAUUAAGAAAGAUGUUUUUACAGAGAAAUUCAUGUUCACAAAGUAAGCAACUAUUUCUUGAAGACCCACCAUUAGAGAUUGUUUGGAAAAGAAAAGCUCUGGGAACACAACAUAUGGGGUGGAGGAUUGUGUGGUUAAAUUUUGUUAAUCUCCAGCAUUUUUUUCUUCCUGUAGUAUUAUUUUGGCACUAGGUUAGGCUUAAAAUUGAGGAUGGAAGGUUACAUGUACAUGACGAUCCGCAGUUAAGUAUAUUUGAAUUGAGUAAAGCAACAUGACUGGUUUCCUCUGAUUCAUUACGUCUUUCCACGAUUA
Molecule: messenger RNA, 2335 nt
Organism: Papaver somniferum (opium poppy)
Lineage: Eukaryota; Viridiplantae; Streptophyta; Magnoliopsida; Ranunculales; Papaveraceae
Product: outer envelope protein 64, chloroplastic-like
Exons: 13
Coding region: 182-2005 (607 amino acids)
Molecular function (GO): protein binding
Source: RefSeq, a predicted model, not a curated record